CACACAGUAGCUCGAUAAUGACAACACCAGCGCCGAUGCCAAUAGAGACCGUGGUGGUUCACCCCUUAGUCUUGCUCAGUGUGGUGGAUCAUUACAACAGAAUUGACAAGGUCAGCAGUCAGAAACGUGUUGUUGGUAUUCUGCUGGGGUCUCGUCACAAAGGUGUUCUGGACGUGUCAAACAGUUUUGCAGUUCCUUUCGACGAGGACGAAAGAGAUCCGGAUGUGUACUUCCUGGACCACGACUACCUGGAGUCAAUGUACGCUAUGUUCAAGAAAGUCAAUGCUAAGGAGAAGAUUGUGGGAUGGUACCACACCGGACCCAAGCUGCACCCUAACGACAUAAAGAUAAACGAGAUUAUCAAGAAAUACUGCGCUGACAGUGUCCUGGUUAUUAUUGAUGCUAAACCUAAAGAUCUGGGCCUGCCUACUGAUGCUUACAUUGCUGUAGAAGAGGUACACGAUGACGGGACACCCACAACCCGUACCUUUGAUCACGUAAAGAGUGAGAUAGGAGCAGAGGAAGCAGAGGAGGUGGGAGUGGAGCACUUGUUGAGGGAUAUCAAGGAUACCACCGUCGGUACUCUCUCCCAGCAUCUCACCACUCAGGUAGUAGCACUGAAGUCCCUGCACAGUAAACUACAAGACAUCUCCGUUUAUCUUACUCAAGUAUCAGACGGUAAACUGCCCGUCAACCACCCUAUUAUCUACCAGCUACAGGACGUGUUUAACCUCCUCCCUAACCUUAAUGUUCCGGAUCUCAUGAAGGCGUUCACUGUCAAGACAAACGAUCAGAACUUGGUGAUGUACACAGCCUCAAUAAUCCGAGCAGUAAUAGCACUGCACUCUCUUAUUAACAACAAAACUACAAAUAGAGCUGCUGAGAAGGAGGGCAGCAAGAAGGUACAGAAUAUGAUUGAAGUGGAGAAAGAAGAUAAGGAAGAAAAAGAAAAGGACACGAAAGAGGAUUCCAAUAAGAAAGAGGUCAAAUCCUAAAGACUUUUUAUAAAGUUUGGUGGGUUUAUUUGACGUAGUACUGGAGGACACUCAGGCCCUGGCUGGCUAUUUGUACGACUAUUUGUAUUAGGGACCACUAAUUAAUUAGUAAUUAAUUAAUAAUUGAUUAGUAAUUGAUUAGUAAUUAAUUAGUAAACUUCCACACAUAUUUCCCUUUAUGAUUAUACAAAUAUUAAAAUAAUGUGUUACUGUAUAUCGACAUGUUGUUGUAGGGAAAUGCUCGACUCUCCGAUAAAUUUAAUUCCCUUUAUUUGAUCGUUCAUGAGCAAGGUUUUUUCUUGAGAAUUCUAAUACAUGAUAAGAAAUCAUAAAAUAGACUAAAGAAGGUGGAUUUUACCCUUCUUUAAAUUAGAAUACAUUAGAAUGAGUCCAUUGUGCUUUAAUCCAAGAUGUUAUAAAAAGCCGAUUGUCAUAAAAGAUUGAUUGAUUCGAAAUAUAAAAGAUGUCCUCUAAAUGAGUUGGUGUACGUUAAUAUUUACUUUAUUAGUAUUUGUACAUAUUCAGUUGUUGUUACAGUUGUUGUUACAAUUCAAGUUGGA
Molecule: messenger RNA, 1555 nt
Organism: Bolinopsis microptera
Lineage: Eukaryota; Metazoa; Ctenophora; Tentaculata; Lobata; Bolinopsidae
Product: 26S proteasome non-ATPase regulatory subunit 7-like
Exons: 7
Coding region: 18-995 (325 amino acids)
Biological process (GO): proteasome-mediated ubiquitin-dependent protein catabolic process
Cellular component (GO): proteasome complex; proteasome regulatory particle
Molecular function (GO): protein binding; metallopeptidase activity
Source: RefSeq, a predicted model, not a curated record